GAGUUUAGGGUUUGAUUCAGUUACUUCAGAAGUGAAUUUUUGGAUAAAACAGCACCGACUCCAUGAAACGUGGCUGUAAAAAUGAAGUUCUGCAAGUAGUAAAUCGUGGACAGUGGAGAACAAUCCACAUACCAGGUAUAUAUGGCUGUCGUGGCCUUACCAGAACUGUAUAUUGCCACGAAGUAUUACCUGGGAAGUUAUAAAGCCUCCUCCACAGAACUUGCCGGAGAUUAUGCGAAUUUGCCCGAAUUUGGUACUGGUUGAUGUUUGAUUAGCUUGUUUAAACAAUAGAAACAUAAAGAAGAUGGCAUCUCAACAGGAGCUGGACGAAAAGGCCAGGGCUGGAGAGACUGUGGUGCCUGGAGGCACAGGAGGCAAAAGCUUGGAAUCUCAGGAGCGUCUUGCUGAAGGUCGUCACAAGGGCGGAGAGGCUCGCAAGGAGCAGCUAGGGCAUGAAGGGUACCAAGAGCUCGGUCAUAUGGGUGGAGAGACCCGCAAAGAGCAGCUGGGUCAUGAGGGCUAUCAAGAAUUGGGGAAGAAGGGCGGCGAGGCUCGCAAGGAGCAGCUUGGGCAUGAAGGGUACCAGGAGCUCGGUCACAUGGGCGGAGAGACCCGCAAAGAGCAGCUGGGCCAUGAGGGGUAUCAAGAAUUGGGGAAGAAGGGAGGAGAGACACGUAAGCAGCAGCUGGGGCAUGAAGGAUACAAGGAGAUGGGCCGCAAGGGUGGUUUAAGUGGCAGAAAUGAUUAGCCUGCCUGCACUCUUGUAUCUGUUUUGUGUGUAAAUACUCGGUAGUUUAUGUGGUUAAAGAAUUUGCUGUAAAUUAGGUUUUAAUGUGAUAGCAGGGUCCUGGACAACUGUAAAUAAGUAUGUUUUUCUGUUUUGUGUGUAAAUACUCGGUAGUUUAUGUGGUUAAAGAAUUUGCUGUAAAUUAGGUUUUAAUGUGAUAGCAGGGUCCUGGACAACUGUAAAUAAGUAUGUUUUUUUGCAAUAAUUGUGGAAUAAAUCUCUGUUUUGUGUGUAAA
This is a messenger RNA of Cryptomeria japonica (Japanese cedar), 1023 nucleotides long. RefSeq names its product em-like protein GEA1. The transcript is spliced from 2 exons. The record is from RefSeq and is a predicted model, not a curated record. Lineage: Eukaryota; Viridiplantae; Streptophyta; Pinopsida; Cupressales; Cupressaceae. The coding region runs from base 305 to 748 and encodes 147 amino acids.